CCACCAUAGUAAAGACGUAGAAGAAAUCAACUUCUGGUCCUUUCGAGCCUCGAAUCGUCGCUCCACGCGGUUUUCAGGUGACCCGGGUAUGGCCAUGCAAGUUCAUGCACUACGGCCAGUAUACGUAUACCGGUACGAAGUUCAGUCAUAACCUCCAAGGCGCAUUCACCCCCUAUAUCGGCUUCAUAUCGCCAGUACAGACCGUCGAUUAUCGUCAGGACCGAAUCGCUUAUCCAUACUGUCGAUUCUACGUGCUUCUUCAACCUUCAGUUCUCUUUCUUCGGCCGCCGACGCGUCUAGCGACAUCGCAACACCGGCGAAAUGUCGGCAACAACGGGCAACAACGAGCCCGUCAUCAAACAAGAGAACCCAGGACAACAGCCUCCACCACAGCAAUAUGCGCCUCCUCCCCAGCAGGUCCAGCACUCCGUCCCACAAAUGCAAUACCAUCAACAAAUGAUGAUGCAAGCAAGUGCCAUGACACCAAAACGCCCAGGCGAGACAGACGAAGGAGCAAACAAGCGGCCAAGGCUGGAUUUACAGUUACCGCCGGGGACACCGUUAGCAGGGCCUAUGCAUGGACAGCAUAUGGUAGGAACGCCGCAGCAGAUGAGUGCGCCCGGUAUGCCAGGCAUGCCUGGUACACCGAUGGGAACACCGAUGGGGCCACCUAUGGGUAUGCCUCGAGCAGGAGGACCCGGACCUGGUACACCGGGCGGUAUGCCCCAUCAUAUCGCACCCUGGGCUUUCCCCCCCGCUGGCCACACCCCAGGCGCCGGCCCUCGCGGCAUGCCACCACCCCAAACCCCCAAAACCGAAGAUCCCCUCGACUCCAAAGACAAAUUCCAAGACGCGCUCUUCACCGCUGGAAUCGACAUCAGAGCCGAAGAGCAGGCGCUCGCGAAUCAGAAUAUGAUUCCUGGGGGUGGUGGGUACAUGCAGCAGCAGCAGUAUAACCCUUACGCAUAUCAACAGCAGAAUCGAGAGCGGCAGAGUGAUUUCUUGAAUUCCACGCCGAUGAUUCAUUUACUUAACGGGACGGCGACAGCACACGCACUCAAGAGUAUCGACCCAGACGUUCCGGCACUCCUGGCACUCGCUGUGAAGGAGCGGUUAUCGAGUCUCAUCACUUCCAUGGCAGCCCUAGAAAAACAUCGCACAUCCGGCCCUGUAAACCCAGGCCCAUCACCCGAAGCCCGGGCACUGGCAGCAUUGGCAAACAAAGAACGCGCAGAUGAAGAACGCCGACUCGUACUCCUCGAAUCCCGAAAACAAGAAGAAGAAACCCGACAAGCACAAGCCGUUCUCGAAGGAACCGCAACCCCAACUACCGAAGGCGAGAAGCCCAAGAAACCCCGGAAGAGUUUGGUGCCGGGUGGAAGAGGCACCCCCGUAAACGAAGAAGCCCAAACCCGCCUAGCAAACGCAACAGCCUCCGCAAUGUCCGGCUCCCGCGGGAAAAAAUACGCAUGGAUGACAUCCUCCGGCGCCAUCACCCCCGGUUCUUCUGCCAACCGUCGGAAGCUUGCGCCGGCGAAGAAGGGAGGGUUGGGGGAGGGGGGAAAGGGGUAUGAGGAGACGAAGGGGUUGAUUACGAUGAAGGAUGCGCUUUUGGCGCUGGAGGGGGAAAGGGAUGGCGAGGGGGGAGGAGGGGGGAUCGGGGUGCAGAAGGUCGUUAUGAGGGGCUAUUCAAGGUUGAGAUAGGAUGAUGGCGCGCAUUCGUAAUCGGGGCAGAACACUUACCAUUACGACUAUACUACCAUCAUUGUA
Molecule: messenger RNA, 1770 nt
Organism: Saitoella complicata NRRL Y-17804
Lineage: Eukaryota; Fungi; Ascomycota; Saitoellomycetes; Saitoellales; Saitoellaceae
Exons: 1
Coding region: 322-1704 (460 amino acids)
Biological process (GO): transcription initiation at RNA polymerase II promoter
Cellular component (GO): transcription factor TFIID complex
Molecular function (GO): protein heterodimerization activity; RNA polymerase II general transcription initiation factor activity; DNA binding
Source: RefSeq, a predicted model, not a curated record